Rhinopithecus roxellana (golden snub-nosed monkey) is the source of this 1000-nucleotide messenger RNA. RefSeq lists its product as uncharacterized. Gene Ontology annotation, biological process: phagocytosis, engulfment; positive regulation of B cell activation; B cell receptor signaling pathway. The record is from RefSeq and is a predicted model, not a curated record. Lineage: Eukaryota; Metazoa; Chordata; Mammalia; Primates; Cercopithecidae. Gene Ontology annotation, cellular component: external side of plasma membrane; blood microparticle; immunoglobulin complex, circulating. Gene Ontology annotation, molecular function: immunoglobulin receptor binding; antigen binding.
GCCCAGCCCUGACCCUGCAGCUCUGGGAGAGGAGCCCCCGCCUGGGAUUCCCAGGAGUUUCCACUUGGUGACCAGCACUGAACACAGACCACCAGCCAUGGAGUUGGAGCUGAGCUGGGUUUUCCUUGUUGCUAUUUUAAAAGGUGUCCAGUGUGAGAUGCAGCUGGUGGAGUCUGGCGGAGGCUUGGUCCAGCCUGGCGGGUCCCUGAGACUCUCCUGUGCAGCCUCUGGAUUCACCUUCAGUAGCUAUGACAUGCACUGGGUUCGCCAGGCUCCAGGGAAGGGUCUGGAGUGGGUCUCAGCUAUUAGCAUUGGUGGUGGCACAUACUACCCAGACUCUGUGAAGGGUCGAUUCACCAUCUCCAGAGACAAUGCCAAGAACUCCUUGUAUCUUCAAAUGAACAGCCUGAGAGCUGAGGACACGGCUGUGUAUUACUGUGCAAGAGACACAGUGAGGGGAAGUCAAUGUGAGCCCAGACACAAACCUCCCUGCAGGGACACUGGGGAAAUCAGCUGCAGGGGUUGCUCAGGAGCCACUGAUCAGAGUCAACCCCAGAGACAGGCCCUGGUGAGGAGCCACCCCAUGUCUGUGCCCUUCCUCGGUGUCCGCACCGUGGGGUCUGCACUGAUCUGGGCUUCCCUGCUCAUCACCCUCGAUAUUAGUGUCCCUUGUGAAUCAGGUCCAGCUGUGGCUGCUCCACAUGGGCCUCUUCUUCCAUUUCCUGUUUGCAGAAGUCCUGUGGGCAGUGGAGGACCACCAGGAGGCGCUCAGGACACCUGGGGCUGCUCAGAACCACCACAGGUGCUCAGGACACCAGGGGGCGCUCAGGACCACGAGGGGGUGUUCAUGACACCAGGGGGCGCUCAGAACCACCAGGGGGUCUCAGGACAUGGUCCUGCAAACAUCACCUUCAUCCCAUCCUCUCCCUUCUCUAAGUACCACCGAGUGGGCUCUGCAGCUCCUGCUGGCCUCUGUGUGCUCAGCCCUGGGGCUCACUAG